Messenger RNA from Echinops telfairi (small Madagascar hedgehog), 963 nucleotides. RefSeq names its product olfactory receptor 2T5-like. The coding region runs from base 1 to 963 and encodes 320 amino acids. The transcript has a single exon. NCBI's taxonomy places the organism in Eukaryota, Metazoa, Chordata, Mammalia, Afrosoricida, Tenrecidae. Gene Ontology annotation, cellular component: membrane. Gene Ontology annotation, biological process: G protein-coupled receptor signaling pathway. Gene Ontology annotation, molecular function: G protein-coupled receptor activity; olfactory receptor activity. The record is from RefSeq and is a predicted model, not a curated record.
AUGGACAACACCCCAUGGCUGACCAACCACACUGGAGGUUCCAAUUUCAUCCUGUUGGGAUUCUUCCAUCUAUCGAAAGACCCAAUUUUCCUUUGUGUGGUAAUUUUUGUGAUUUUCCUAAUGGCCCUUUCUGGAAACUCCAUCUUGAUCUUCCUGAUACACUCCAAUGCCCACCUCCACACUCCCAUGUACUUUUUCAUCAGCCAGUUGUCUCUUAUGGAUGUGAUGUACAUUUCUGUUACUGUGCCCAAGAUGCUCAUGGACCAGAUCACGGGUGCCCAAAAGAUCUCAGUGCCUGAAUGUGGGACACAGAUGUUCCUCUACUUGACACUAGGAGGAUCAGAAUUUUUCCUUCUAGCUGCCAUGGCCUAUGAUCGGUACAUGGCCAUCUGCCAUCCCCUCCGCUACCCAGUUCUUAUGAACCGCAGGGUAUGUCUCCUCCUGGCAGCUGGUUGCUGGUUCUUGGGCUCAGUGGAUGGCUUCAUGCUCACUCCCAUCACCAUGACCUUUCCCUUUUGCAGAUCCAGGGAGAUACAGCACUUCUUCUGUGAGGUCCCUGCCUUAAUGAAGCUCUCCUGCUCCGACAUGUCACUCAUUGAGACACUCAUGUAUCUGUGCUGUGUGCUCAUGAUCUUUAUCCCCGUGAUAGUCAUUUCCAGCUCCUACUCUUUGAUCCUCAUCACCAUCCACAGGAUGAAGUCUGCAGAGGGCCGGAAGAAGGCCUUCGCCACCUGUUCCUCCCACAUGACUGUGGUCACCCUAUUCUAUGGGACUGCAAGCUACACCUACAUGAUCCCCAUCUCCUACCACAAUCCGGAAAAGGACAUGGUAGUAUCUUUCUUCUACACCAUCCUCACUCCUGUACUAAACCCUUUAAUCUAUAGUUUUAGGAAUAAAGAUGUCACUGGGGCUCUGAAAAAAAGGUUGAAUGUGGGGCCUUUCUUUCAAGAAGCUACCAAGUAG